AUGGCGACGGAAAAAGACGCCGAACGCGGCGACGGGACGCUCGCGAGGCGGUCGAGCCUGAGCGAGAGCUUCAGCGAGCACGAUCGAGGGCAGAUCGUGAAUCACGCGGCGCUGUGGACGGCGCAGUUGAUUUGGGCGCUCAUGCACGUGCUGAGCCACGACGCGCUCGAGCACGUCGAGCCGACGGCGUUCUGCGCGCUCAGGCUCGCGCUGGCGCUGCCGUUUCUGGCGAUAUCGGCGAGGAAGGAGGGCGGGAGUCUGCCGUGGCGCGCGGUCGCGACGUGGGUGGUGCCGAUGGGGGCGAUGAUCGGCGCGGCGUAUCUGUUGGUCUUCGUGGCGAACGCGCGCUCGGGACCGACGCUCGUGGCGUGCGUGCAGCCGAUCAUGCCGGUGUCGGUGGCGGUGAUGAGUUAUGUGAUAGGAUUGGAGCGCAUGACGCGCGUGAAGGCGCUGGGCGUGAUCGUCGUUUUCGCGGGAACGGUCACCGCGCUGCGCGCGUACGAAAUUUUUCAAACGGGCGGGAUGAAUUUUUUGGACAUCUUUCUCUUGCUGUCGCAGACGAAUUCGUACGCCGUCUACGUCGUGAUGCUCGGCGUGGCGACGAAAACGUACCCGUAUCCAUUGCUGUUCUUAUUCCUCGCCACCGCCGUGGCCGAGUUCGUCGUCUUGCUCAUCGCGAUUCCGGCGUUCGCCCGACUCGACGUCUCCCGCGUUCCCGCGUCCGCCUGGGGCGCCGUCGUCUUCGCGGGAUGGGGCUCGUCCGUCUUCGCCCACUCCCUGAAUUCUUGGGCCGUCGCUCGCGUCAAGGGCGUCUUGCCCACCGUCUACUCCGGCGUCCAAGUCAUCUUCACCAUCGUUCUCAGUCGCGUGUUCCUUCGCGAGCGUCUGCCGUGGGAUCGAGGCGUCGGCAUCGCCGUCACCAUCCUCGGCGUCUGUUUAGUCGCGCGCGCCAAGUACGCCGAGACGCCCGACGCGACGCGUCGCGACGCGCCCUCGCGCUCGUGCGGCGCAUAG
Ostreococcus lucimarinus CCE9901 is the source of this 1014-nucleotide messenger RNA. Its product is annotated as DMT family transporter: drug/metabolite. Gene Ontology annotation, molecular function: transmembrane transporter activity. The coding region runs from base 1 to 1014 and encodes 337 amino acids. The transcript has a single exon. NCBI's taxonomy places the organism in Eukaryota, Viridiplantae, Chlorophyta, Mamiellophyceae, Mamiellales, Bathycoccaceae. Gene Ontology annotation, cellular component: membrane. The record is from RefSeq and is a predicted model, not a curated record.